GCUAAGUGGCAGACGAUGUGUGGAUUUGAUUGAUGAUUUUGCGAUUUUACCUCGCCAAAUAGCGCUUCCCGCUAAAAUGGAUCUACAGCGCGAAGAAUUGCUCUCGGCAUUACGAGAUGCUGAAGAAUUCAUCUCUGUGACCCUACCGAACGAAACUCUAUCUGCUGGGGCUCAAAGAAGGAGACUGGAAUUGGAAAUCAAAUUGACAACAUUAAUCAAGAGAAGURAUAUUCAAGAGGAGGACGAUCAGGAAUUUUAUGAUGAUGUUCGAGAGAAUGAUAUUGAGCCAGAAAGAGUAUUGARGGUGGAAGGGGUUCCCACCAAUGAGAGUACAGAAGAUACUUUCCCACAAGAAAAUUAUGAAGUCAUGUCUAGUACAGCAGAAAACCCUACAGAGGAAAUAUAUGAUGACACAAUUCCAGAAGAAGAGCCAUCAAAYGAUGAGAUUUACGAUGACACAAUUCCAGAUGAAGAGACAUCGAAAGAUGAAGAUACUGAAGUAUAUGAAGUUGCAGAACCUGAAAAAACAGAUGAAAUUGAAGCUGAAGAAACCUAUGAUGGAGUCGAAGAAAAUAAAUCAGUAAACUCUCUUGACAUUCAUGACAAGUCUGGAACAAAAGAACUGGAAUCAUUGAUGAAGCCAAUCAAACCUGAAGAUGUUGAUGGAGUAAUUCUAACAGGACUUCUGGACAAGCACAGAAAAAAAGGAAUUUAUAUUGGUAGUAAAUGGCAGAAACGUUAUUGUGUGUUACGGAGCUUUGCGUUGUACUAUUACUCAGGAGUAAAUGCYRCUUCACAAAAUGGUUCGAUUAUUCUUCCUGGAUAUACUGUGACGCCUCACAAAAACAACAAAAAAGAAUUCAUCUUAACCAGAGGAGAAGAUCGCUCUUAUGUAUUUAUGGCCAAGUCUAAAGAAGAUGCAGAGAAGUGGAUGGAAGCAAUAAAAAAAGCCGCAAGCACCACUAAGAUUUCCAACCGGCAGAGUGAAAUUCUUGAGCAACUGCGUCUAUCAGGAGAGGGUGAGGAAGACACUGUAAGUAUAAAUUACGACGAUGUCGCUAAUGGUGCCAACAAUAGUCCAUUUGAGACUUUUGAUGAAACAUACGAUGAUGUUGGCCAACAAAAUGAAAGCCCGCACACCAAUGUAGAUUUAGAGCCUGGUGAUGCUGAGCUUUAUGAAGCACCAGAUGAAAAUCCCCCAGAGCGACCACCAUCACUCCAGCCUAAACCACCWGCAAGUGGCAUCGAAUCGUCUCCUCCACAACCCAYAAGGCCAAGCAAACCUCCCCCUCCUCCUGCUGAUCUGUCAAUGGAAGAUGAUCAAGAGAUGUAUGAUGAUGUUGGACCUGAAGCUAUGCCUCCACCUCAGCCAGAAAAACCAAGUCAGCCUGUAUCGGAGAUUCAACCACCUGAUGAUGAUGAUGAAGAAUUGUAUGAUGAUGUUGGGACAUCACAACCUCCUCCACCGCCACAGCCAGUAAGACCAAAUAGACCUGUGUCAGAGAUUCGACCAACUACUGAAGAAGAAGAAGAGGAAUUGUAUGAUGAUGUCGGAAUCCAAGGAUCUGAAGUGCAACCWGUUGAAUCAAAGCCUCCAAUACCAGAAAGACAUCUGCCUCCUGUACCAUCAAAUGAUAGCAGACCCUCCCCUCCCAUGCCAAGAAUUCCCCUACCACCUACCCCCAGCGAAGCUCCUAAACCAAAUAUUCCACCCAGGAAUCCUCCACAAGAAUCCAACUCACACUUAGCACAAGAGAACAAAAAUGCUCCACCACCCACCCCUCCCCCAGAGGACAAAAUAAACAAAGCUCCCCCACCACCACCCCCAGAGGAAGAAACAGAAGAGCAAGAAAUUGAUCACAAUUGUAUUUAUCAAGCGUUAUGGGAUUGCAAACCAGAUGCUGAAGAUGAGCUUGAAUUCUGUCGAGGGGAUCUUCUAUACAUAUAUGAGAAACCCCACCUUGAUUGGUGGAUUGGCUCAAGAUUUAAGCCCCAAGGUUAUGAAACACUGCUCAUUCCUACAAAUUUUAUCAUGCAAGCRUAUGAUGUUUAAAAAAUAUUUAUUUAGAAAACUUUUAACAUAAGACAUUAGAGUGCUUGUCAUAUAAUAUUACAUGGCUAAUGUAAUUAUAGUAAAUGUAGUUAUAUGCCUAAUUGAAUUGACGUUGUCAGGUUGCAAAAAGGCAAUAUCAUAGAGGUAACACCAAAGGGGAUUUUAAUUACUUAGAAAUUCAAAAUGAUAUUUGCCUAAACAUGUCACAUUAUAGCAUUACUCGAUCAUUUCAUUUGGUGCAGGCAAUUUUUUUGGCACUGAAAUGCUUUUACACUGUAAGUGAUUGUUUUCAACCAUUUCCACAAGAUACAAAAGAUAAAAGACCAUAAGCAGCCAUGUUGGAGGAAUGAACAAUAGAUACUAAUGAGAAAUCCUUUGUUGAAGUUCCUCCAAGAUGGCUGCUGUAAUGUAAAGUGAAAACGAAUAAUUUUUGCUUUAUUCCCUCCCUUUCAGUAAUCUUUCAUGAUGUAACCUUUUGGAAAUCCACAUUUUUUUUUCAAUUAGGUGUAUCACUAUUUGGCUGUUAACUUGGUAAACAACACAUCAAUUAUGUUGCCAUUGUCGCUUGCACUGCUUUGCUUCAGUAUUUUAAACUUAAUGAACAAAUGGCAGCAUCACCAUCAAACUAUUUUAGUAUAAUAUGCAGUAUUUAGUACUUAGUAAAAAAUAGUAUUUUAGUAAAAAUUAUAUAUUUUAUAGUAAUAUUUCACUAAGCCAGCUUUUGAGCACAAACUAUAUUUUUUAUAAGAAAAUUGGGAUGGUCAAUAUUUUAUAGUCRCUAACCAUACAUUUUUCUGCAAGAUACAUACACAAAUUUUUAAUAUUAAAUUUGCACAAAAGUGUUCAUCACUUGGACCAGAAUCAGAAAUUAGUAAACAAUUGGAAAGUACUUAAAAUAAUCAAAAAUUGGAAAGUAAUAACGUAAUAAAAUGAAACCAACCUUCAUAAAAAGUGGGCAUCUUGCCUGGUUUUCACUAAGUGAUAAAAAACAACUUUUGGGAUUAGGACGAGAUUAGAAGACGUUUUUCUUUGUUUGUUCUUUUGUCUUUAAUUAACUUAUUCUGUAUCCUAGACCAAGUGUCUCUUUGACAGCCCAAUAUCACCAUGAAUGCUUUGCUCACAAUAAUCAUGUGUUACACAGAUUGGAAUUAUUUUGACAACUAUUUCAAAACAAAAACUCCCUGGUUGAAAAGCUUUGAGGGUGAUACUUGGUCUUUUAGAUAAUUUACAAAAUUAUAUCAAUUAUGUUGAAUAAAUACAAUGCAGGCCAGUAGGAACUGAGAGAGGGGUUAAUUAUGGCUUGUUGAACAAUCAUCAAUGCCACAUUCUAAAAAAGAAAGUAUUUUAUGAAUCAUGGUCCAUCUUUUUUUCAAGCCCUUUCAUGAUACGCCAGUCUUCUAUUUUCUACUCAAUCCAAAGACAAUUAGAUAUUAACUAAUAUCCACAGAAGUAAAUAAACCACAAUUUACAGA
Exaiptasia diaphana is the source of this 3525-nucleotide messenger RNA. RefSeq names its product src kinase-associated phosphoprotein 2. Bases 77 to 2053 code for a protein of 658 amino acids. Gene Ontology annotation, molecular function: protein binding. The record is from RefSeq and is a predicted model, not a curated record. Gene Ontology annotation, cellular component: cytoplasm; plasma membrane. The transcript has 7 exons. Lineage: Eukaryota; Metazoa; Cnidaria; Anthozoa; Actiniaria; Aiptasiidae.